This is a messenger RNA of Cyprinus carpio (common carp), 1186 nucleotides long. RefSeq lists its product as uncharacterized. Gene Ontology annotation, molecular function: ubiquitin protein ligase activity. NCBI's taxonomy places the organism in Eukaryota, Metazoa, Chordata, Actinopteri, Cypriniformes, Cyprinidae. Gene Ontology annotation, biological process: protein ubiquitination. The record is from RefSeq and is a predicted model, not a curated record.
UUCCCUCUCCUAGUAACCAAGUCAUCUCUUGAUAAUAGAUGUCAGUGAAAGCAGCUCCCACCCCAGCCAUACAAAGUGUGGCAUCAGGGGAGGGAAAGAGACUGAAAGAAAGACAGCGGUAAAUGCACGAAAACAUGCAAUGUAAAUACAGACAGUGUUAAACGGUGACAAAGCUUAACAGUUUUUUCCCUAAACUUCUCACCUGUGACUUUAAACUGACCCAGCAUGGACCCAGCGUUCAAGUUUAAAAGGGCACAGACUAUUUCACCUUGAAAAAAAGAAAGGAAAAAAAAGGACUGGAACGGUUACUUCAGAAGAGGACAACCCUGGACGUCCACACUGAAGAUUAAAAGCCAUAUUCUCUUUGGCAUUACGGUUUCCCUCAUCAUGUCAGAGACUCAACCAAUUCCUGCACAAACUGAGGUGCCUCCAGAGUCUCCAGAGGUGGAGUGUCCAGUUUGCUAUCAGGAGUAUGACCAGGACUCCAAACUCCCGCGCAUGCUGGAAUGCCUUCAUGUCUUCUGUACAGAAUGUCUCUGCAAAAUCCAGCUCACUCCUUUGCACCCUCCAGACCCCAACAGCGCCCCCUCAAUCUCUUGCCCGCUGUGCCGCCACUCCACCCCACUGCAGGGUGGCGACGCAUACUCUCUACCCUGUAACUCAAGAAUUCUCGCCCAGCUGCCUCCUGUAGCCUUCCGUCUGCCUGUGUCGGUGUCUGCCCGGCUGGCCACGGUGACCCAGCGGUUGGUGCUAUCUCUGGGAGAAAGGGAUACCCGAUUCAUAAUCCUGCCCACUGUUAGUCUGAGGGUGGAGCAGAUGGGAGAAGGCACAGAAAUGGUAAACCCACCUAGGGUGCUGCAUCGAGAGAUUGAGGUUCUGAGGAGACACAAGAAGACCCUGAUGUGUGUUCAGGUUCUGGCUGUCAUCUUCUGGAUUAUGUUUGUACUGACUUGUGUGAUUGGGGUUGUGUUUGGGCCAAGCCUUUUUCAUAAUUAAAAGAUUAAGGACAUGAAUGUAUCCUGUUACAUUAAUAUGUAUUCUGUCCCUGCAUUUUUCAGAUGACAAUAUAUAGAUAAUUAUAAACAGAUCAUUUUGAUUCUACAUGUAAAAUCGACUGUUCUAAUGAACCUUUUAGUUACCUUUGAUAUUAGUUGCUUAAACCAAAUUCAAAAAUGGCAAGGUUAGU